GGUUCCGCUGAGGCGUGGUAGGAAGUGGCUGCCGUCAAUCACGCGGGGAGACUCCAAACAGUGAGCCUAGAGCUGGAGACUAGCGUUAACCGGCGGGGCGGCCGGUUUUAUGAAUGAAGCUAUGGCUACAGAUUCCCCAAGAAGACCCAGUCGUUGUACUGGUGGAGUUGUGGUUCGCCCCCAGGCUGUCACAGAGCAGUCCUACAUGGAAAGUGUUGUGACUUUUCUGCAGGAUGUUGUGCCACAGGCUUACAGUGGAACACCUCUAACAGAAGAAAAGGAGAAAAUAGUCUGGGUCAGAUUUGAAAAUGCAGAUUUAAAUGAUACAUCAAGAAAUCUGGAAUUUCAUGAAAUACAUAGCACUGGGAAUGAACCGCCUUUGUUGAUUAUGAUUGGCUACAGUGAUGGAAUGCAGAUCUGGAGCGUCCCUAUCAGUGGUGAAGCACAAGAGCUCUUCUCUGUUCGACAUGGCCCAAUUCGAGCGGCCAGAAUCUUGCCUGCUCCACAGUUUGGUGCUCAAAAAUGUGAUAACUUUGCUGAAAAGAGACCCCUCCUUGGUGUUUGUAAGAGCAUUGGAUCUUCUGGCACAAGCCCACCGUACUGUUGUGUGGAUCUGUAUUCACUUCGUACUGGGGAGAUGGUCAAGUCCAUUCAGUUUAAGACACCUAUUUAUGAUCUCCAUUGCAAUAAACGGAUCCUUGUCGUAGUCUUGCAGGAGAAAAUUGCUGCCUUUGAUAGCUGUACUUUCACAAAGAAAUUCUUUGUCACAAGCUGCUAUCCAUGUCCAGGGCCAAACAUGAAUCCUAUUGCUCUUGGGAGCCGCUGGCUUGCUUAUGCAGAAAACAAGUUGAUACGAUGUCAUCAGUCCCGUGGUGGAGCCUGUGGAGACAACAUUCAGUCUUAUACUGCCACAGUCAUUAGUGCUGCUAAAACAUUGAAAAGUGGCCUGACAAUGGUAGGGAAAGUGGUGACUCAGCUGACAGGCACGCUGCCUUCAGGUGUGACAGAAGAUGACGUUGCCAUCCACAGUAAUUCCCGGCGGAGUCCUUUGGUCCCCGGCAUCAUCACAGUUAUUGACACCGAAACUGUUGGAGAGGGCCAGGUGCUUGUGAGUGAGGAUUCUGACAGUGAUGGCAUUGUGGCCCACUUCCCUGCCCAUGAGAAGCCAGUGUGCUGCAUGGCUUUUAAUACAAGUGGAAUGCUUCUAGUCACAACAGACACCCUUGGCCAUGACUUUCAUGUCUUCCAAAUUCUGACUCAUCCUUGGUCCUCAUCACAAUGUGCUGUCCACCAUCUGUAUACUCUUCACAGGGGAGAAACUGAAGCCAAAGUACAAGACAUCUGCUUCAGCCAUGACUGUCGCUGGGUUGUGGUCAGUACUCUCCGGGGUACUUCCCACGUUUUCCCCAUCAACCCUUAUGGUGGCCAGCCUUGUGUUCGUACACAUAUGUCACCACGAGUAGUGAAUCGCAUGAGCCGUUUCCAGAAAAGUGCUGGACUGGAAGAGAUUGAACAAGAACUGACGUCUAAGCAAGGAGGUCGCUGUAGCCCUGUUCCAGGUCUAUCAAGCAGCCCUUCUGGGUCACCCUUGCAUGGGAAACUGAACAGCCAAGACUCCUAUAACAAUUUUACCAACAACAACCCUGGCAACCCUCGGCUCUCUCCUCUCCCCAGCUUGAUGGUAGUGAUGCCUCUUGCACAAAUCAAGCAGCCAAUGACAUUGGGGACCAUCACCAAACGAACCGGGCCUUAUCUCUUUGGAGCGGGGUGUUUUUCCAUAAAAGCUCCAUGCAAAGUUAAACCUCCUCCACAAAUUUCACCCAGCAAAUCGAUGGGCGGAGAAUUUUGUGUGGCUGCUAUCUUCGGAACAUCCAGGUCAUGGUUUGCAAAUAAUGCAGGUCUGAAAAGAGAAAAAGAUCAGUCCAAACAAGUUGUAGUUGAGUCCCUGUACAUUAUCAGUUGCUAUGGCACCUUAGUGGAGCACAUGAUGGAGCCACGACCCCUCAGCACUGCCCCCAAGAUUAGUGAUGACACGCCACUGGAAAUGAUGACAUCGCCUCGAGCCAGCUGGACUCUGGUUAGAACCCCUCAAUGGAAUGAAUUGCAGCCACCAUUUAAUGCAAACCACCCUCUGCUCCUCGCUGCAGAUGCAGUACAGUAUUAUCAGUUCCUGCUUGCUGGCCUGGUUCCCCCUGGAAGUCCUGGGCCCAUUACUCGACAUGGGUCUUACGACAGUUUAGCAUCUGACCAUAGUGGACAGGAAGAUGAAGAAUGGCUUUCCCAGGUUGAAAUUGUAACACACACUGGACCCCACAGACGUCUGUGGAUGGGUCCACAGUUCCAGUUCAAAACCAUCCAUCCCUCAGGCCAAACCACAGUCAUCUCAUCCAGUUCAUCUGUGUUGCAGUCUCAUGGUCCGAGUGACACGCCACAGCCUCUUUUGGAUUUUGAUACAGAUGAUCUUGAUCUCAACAGUCUCAGGAUCCAGCCAGUCCGCUCUGACCCAGUCAGCAUGCCAGGGUCAUCCCGUCCAGUCUCUGAUCGAAGGGGAGUUUCCACAGUGAUUGAUGCUGCCUCAGGUACCUUUGACCGCAGCGUGACCCUGCUGGAGGUGUGCGGGAGCUGGCCUGAGGGCUUCGGGCUGCGGCAUAUGUCCUCCAUGGAGCACACAGAGGAGGGCCUCCGGGAGCGACUUGCCGACGCCAUGGCCGAGUCACCCAGCCGGGACGUCGUGGGAUCCGGAACAGGGAAAAAAAAAGGAAAAAAAAAACAAUGCCAACAGCCCAGCGUCCGUGAGCAACCCAACAGUAACAAAGCAUGCGUUCGGGAUGGAGGAAGAACUUCAGCGAGAGGGAAGCAUCGAGACUCUGAGUAACAGCUCAGGCUCCACCAGCGGCAGCAUACCAAGAAACUUUGAUGGCUACCGAUCUCCGCUGCCCACCAAUGAGAGCCAGCCCCUCAGCCUCUUCCCGACUGGCUUCCCGUAGGUACCAGCAACCUGCUUCUGACUGGCCAGCCCCCUCCCCUGCUGGAGGAGGGGAGAAGUCCCGCUCUGGUCCUACCCUUCAGUCUCUGCUCUUCCUUCAUCAACCACCUUCCCCAAGCUUAGUGACAGCAGCCGCCCGUCCUACCUGGAUGGAGAAGAGACCCUUCUCCAAGCACCUCAGCGCACCUGCCCUCUGCCACACCUGUCGGUGGAGGCUGUGGCCAGGAGAGACUGCAGAAGCUCGGUCCCUGUGUAUGUUUGCAUAUGACAUCCUGCAUUGGAUCCGCUUUUGUAUUUUUUAACCAUACCCACGGUGGGGUGGGUGGGGGGGGCCUGGAACAGUGACCACAUCUGGGGGCCUGAGUGGGGACAGAAUUGAUGGUCCACCCGGCCAUCUUGACCCUGAGUGGACAGUCACAGCCUCAGCUCCUGUCUGGCUGUGACACACACUGCCCCCAGCUUCCCUUGGUCAGCCCCACUCCAGCACGGGGUGAACAGAGGCCCAGAGUACUAGGGAAGGAGGAAGGGGGGGAGAUGCCUCUUUUUCCUCCUUUCUUUCCCCAUCUGUUCAUGGGAAGUUUGUCUUUCUUAUCUUUAAGCCCCUUUACCCUGGUCCUGUACUGAUCAGUGAAGGAAACCGUGGUUACUGAGGCCCUGUCGAAAAGUGCACGUCUUGUCCAAUAAAUCACGCUGCAAUUGG
Messenger RNA from Nomascus leucogenys (northern white-cheeked gibbon), 3686 nucleotides. RefSeq names its product BCAS3 microtubule associated cell migration factor (gene BCAS3). Lineage: Eukaryota; Metazoa; Chordata; Mammalia; Primates; Hylobatidae. Gene Ontology annotation, biological process: autophagy; response to starvation. The transcript has 26 exons. The record is from RefSeq and is a predicted model, not a curated record. Gene Ontology annotation, cellular component: cytoplasm. Bases 110 to 2875 code for a protein of 921 amino acids. Gene Ontology annotation, molecular function: protein binding.